Molecule: messenger RNA, 1932 nt
Organism: Arvicola amphibius (Eurasian water vole)
Lineage: Eukaryota; Metazoa; Chordata; Mammalia; Rodentia; Cricetidae
Gene: Syt16
Product: synaptotagmin 16
Source: RefSeq, a predicted model, not a curated record
AUGGUGUUGGCCAUGGCAUCUCAGGAUGCCCAGACCUUUUUUCAGCCUUUGUCUUCCUGGCUCUCCCGGGUUUAUGAAGCUCUCCAGCAAGCAGGCGAUGCGCUGUCGGCGUCCCUGGUUCUUCUAAGCAAACAGGAUUCGGCGUUGAGUGACAAGCCAGACCAGGACUUGGAGGAUACUAAGUUUCAAGAAACCUACUUUGAAGAUGGUGAUCAGGGCAGUGAUAGGAAUUCAGAGGAGGCAAACUCCCUGUUUCUUGAAGAGGACCAUUUCUCACGCUCUAAUAGUGACCUUCAGGACUCUGGCAGUACGGCAAGUCCCAGACUUGAUCAACAAGUCAAAGACUCAUGCUCUACCACACACCAGUGGCCCGAUCCGAUCCCAGCUGGCCCAAAGUCCCUGCACAUGCUUUCUUCUAUUGCAGAGGAAGAACGUGACUUUGAGAGGCAGAGAUGUGGCCUCCAGCUUGGCUUUGACACCCAGCUCCCUGGCUCUUUAGAAAAAGUUGAUGGAGAAAAGCAAGCUAACAGCGUUGGGGACGACGAGGAGCCGUCCAUGUCUUCUGAGAGUGAUGAAGAUGUGACCAAGCAGUUUGAGAUCUCUGUGUCCCGAUCCCAGAGUUUUCGUACAGGAGCACCUGAGAAGGGAAAGACAACAGAGUUGGAGCCGAACAAAUGCAACCAUUUGCUGUCCGUCCACCGGGAAGACAGUGCCGAGGUGUCUGCUUGUGAAGAUUUGGAUGGAACCAGCCAACUCAGUUAUUCUGAGAUUCUGUCUUAUGAAGAUCAGCCCAUCUCUACCCUCUCACAGUCUCCCCGUGAGAGCAGAGACACCAGACACCAUGGUCCUUGUCAUCAAGAGACUGGCAUGGUCCGAAGCCUCGGUCGUCCUUGUGUGGAGAGCAUCCUGGAGGCGGAGACCGUGUUUACUAAUCGGGGCUUUGAAGAUUCCUAUGCCGCUCACAGCUCCUCUGUGUGGAGUCCAGAGGCGAGAUGGGGACCAGCCCUGCAGGUGCCACCCAAGCUCUUGGAGCCUAUCUCAAAAUGCGGUUACCUAGAUAUCAUCUUUGAAUAUAGAGCCGUAACCCAGAAGCUCACCGUGACUAUUGUGAGAGCACAGGGCCUUCCAGAUAAGGACCGGAGUGGUGUUACUCCUGGCCAAGUCCAUGUAGUGCUGCUGCCCAGUAAGAAACCAGAGGGGAAGACUAACAUCCAGAGAGGGCCUAAUCCUGUCUUCAAGGAGAAGGUCACCUUCGCCAAGCUGGAGCCUAGGGAUGUGGCUGCCUGUGCUGUCCGGUUCCGCCUCUAUGCUGCCCGUAAGAUGACCCGAGAGAGGAUGAUGGGAGAGAAGCUGUUCUGUCUCAGCCACUUGCACCCAGAAGGAGAAAUGAUGACUCUGGUUCUGGAGCCCAAGAAGGUAAUAUAAAGUGGAGAGUCUCCGCUUAGCCCAUCUGUGGUGUCUCACAGUGACAGUGCUUAAUCCACACAGUCCCUGUCUCAUGGAGGGGUGCCAGAGCUGUUGGUGGGAUUGUCCUACAAUGCCACAACAGGGCGAUUAUCUGUGGAAAUGAUUCAAAGGCAGCCAUUUCCGCAACCCUCCGCUGCUAACCGAGCUCCUGAUACAUACGGAAAACUCUUCCUCCUCAACUGCGUGGGUCAAGAGAUGUCCCGAUGCAAGACAUCCAUUCGACGCGGCCAACCCAACCCUGUCUACAAAGAGACCUUUGUCUUCCAGGUGGCCCUCUUCCAGCUCUCUGAUGUUACCUUGAUGAUUGCCGUUUACAGCAGGCGCACUAUGAAGCGGAAAGAGAUGAUUGGCUGGCUCGCGCUGGGCCAGCACAGCAGUGGGGAAGAGGAGCAGGAGCACUGGGAGGAAAUGAAGGAAAGCAAAGGCCAGCAGAUAUGCAGGUGGCAUACACUGCUGGAAUCCUAG